This is a messenger RNA of Lactuca sativa (garden lettuce), 837 nucleotides long. RefSeq lists its product as uncharacterized. The record is from RefSeq and is a predicted model, not a curated record. NCBI's taxonomy places the organism in Eukaryota, Viridiplantae, Streptophyta, Magnoliopsida, Asterales, Asteraceae.
AUGGAUGAUAGCAAAAGCGGUCAUACCGACAUUCACGUGAUCAAUAAAGCCCCAACCAAGGAAAACAAAGACAAGCCCAAGUUUUGUGAGUACCAUAAAAGAAAAACUCAUGAUACAAACGAGUGUACAGUGCUAAAAAGAGAGAUUGAUGAAAAACAACCAGUAGGAAACAUUGUUGAUAAAGAAAGAUACCUCAGGGAAAAAUUCGGCGAGGAUAAACAUCAGCUCAAAAAUCAAAAUGAUGGAGGAAGAGACCGAGAAAAAAGGGUGGAGAUACUCAGCAUCACCGGGCCUUGCCCAUGCACCAACCGCCAAAGCCGAUAUCCCGAUGCAAGGCCAUACCACCAAAACAUCCUCAACAUAGCAUUCUCGAUGAAUGACCCAAGACCAAAGCAUUGGGAUCCCAACGAUCCAUUGCACAUCACCAGUUUCGUUAGUCGACACCGUAUUGAACAACUUUACAUUGACUAUGGAAGUCGAGUCAACGUGAUCUACAAGCAUUGCCUUAGCCAACUGCCCAUUGAAUGGAUAGAGUAUCUCCAACCUCUGUGCCAGGGCCUGCUAGUCGGUUUCACUAGUCACCACAUUUGGCAAACGGGAACAGUCAGACUCCUGUUCGCUUUGGUUAGACAUGACAGGGAAAAGGAGAUAACAAGGGUGCUCGAUUUCUCGGUUGUCAACUGCCCGGCUGAACACAACAUUCUCUUAGGACUCCCCGCGCUUUUCCAGUUGCGAGCAAUUCCAUCUACCAUCCACGGCAUCAUCAAAUUCAGCACAAGUGAUGGAUCAGCCACGAUAAUGGCGAAUAAGCCAGCCAACAAGUGUGAUGCUCAAUGA